Molecule: messenger RNA, 348 nt
Organism: Microstroma glucosiphilum
Lineage: Eukaryota; Fungi; Basidiomycota; Exobasidiomycetes; Microstromatales; Microstromataceae
Exons: 1
Coding region: 1-348 (115 amino acids)
Source: RefSeq, a predicted model, not a curated record
AUGAGGCUUAUUAGCACACUCGUCCUUCUCUUCGGCUGUGUGGCUCUGGCAGUCACUGCUACUACCGCCUCUACCACCAGUCUGCCUGCAGCCGGCCCGCCUCCCGGUCUCGGAACACCUCCAUCCAACUUCGACAGGCGGCCUUCUUCCCCACCUUACCGCUACGUAAAGAUGUACCGCAGGACCACGGGCUACGUUAAGCCCGUGCCAUCAGCCCCGCCUCUGCCGUCGAAGGGCACUUGGCAGCGCACUUUCAGGAUGCAUAGGUUGCCACCUGGUCUUCAGAAGAAGAUUUCGGAAGAUUAUGGGAAGAAGCGCAAGUGGGGUAGAAUGACCAAUGGUAGCUAG